Molecule: messenger RNA, 957 nt
Organism: Cavia porcellus (domestic guinea pig)
Lineage: Eukaryota; Metazoa; Chordata; Mammalia; Rodentia; Caviidae
Product: olfactory receptor 4A5-like
Exons: 1
Coding region: 1-957 (318 amino acids)
Biological process (GO): G protein-coupled receptor signaling pathway
Cellular component (GO): plasma membrane
Molecular function (GO): G protein-coupled receptor activity; olfactory receptor activity
Source: RefSeq, a predicted model, not a curated record
AUGGGACUCAGAAAAAAUGUCACAGAAUUUGUCCUCCUUGGCCUCACUCAGGAUCCCAAUGUACAAGCAGCAUUAUUUGUCAUGUUUUCACUCAGCUACACCUUGACAAUGCUCAGCAACUUGCUCAUCACUGUCACUGUCUUCACCAGCCCCUCCUUGGGCUCCCCAAUGUACUUUUUCCUUGCCUAUCUCUCACUCAUGGAUGCUGCUUAUUCCACUGUCAUCUCACCCAAGUUGCUUACAGACCUUCUCAGUGACAGAAAGACAAUAUCCUUCCCAGCCUGCAUGGGUCAACUCUUUAUAGGGCAUCUAUUUGGUGGUGUUGAGGUCUUCCUUCUGGUGGUGAUGGCCCUUGACCGUUACGUGGCCAUCUGUAAGCCUUUGCACUAUUUGACCAUCAUGAAUCGGCAGUAUUGUAUCCUUCUGUUGGUGGUGGCAUGGGCUGGAGGGCUUUUACACUCUGUUGUGCAUUUGGUCUUUGUAUAUAAUCUCCCCUUCUGUGGCCCCAAUGUCAUUGAUCAUUUCAUCUGUGACAUGUACCCAUUACUGGAGCUUGUGUGCACUGAUACCUACUUUAUUGGCCUCAUGGUGGCUGCCAAUGAUGGAGCCAUCUGCAUGGUGAUCUUCAUACUCCUGCUCAUCUCAUAUGGCUUCAUCCUACACUCUCUAAAAACUCACAGUCAACAAGGGCGGAAAAAAGCCCUUUCUACCUGCAGCUCCCACAUCACCGUGGUUGUGCUAUUUUAUGUUCCAUGUAUUUUCAUGUAUGUUAGACCUGUUUCCAACUUUCCUGUUGAUAAAUUCAUAGCUAUUUUUUGUACAGUGGUUACUCCUAUGUUGAAUCCUUUAAUAUAUACAUUGAGAAACUUAGAGAUCAAAAAUUGCAUGCAAAAACUCCUGCAUAAGAUUUUAACCACAGGUACCAUACAGAGGUCUUUAUGUUCAAAAUAUUGUUAA